AAGAGAAAUGGAGCUCUGCAAAGGACCAUAACCAAAUUAACUUCUAUCACCAGCCAUCGCUCCAUUCUCCAACUAGCAUUGAUGAAACAACCACCCACCAUUAUUACCUGCCAAACAGGACAUUGCAAAUGUCCUCUUCAUCCUCUUUGAUAUUUUCAAGCCUUAAGACACCAUAUUUACAAAACCUUCUUCUUCUUUGCUCUAUCUUUCAUUUUAGGGAACUCCUCUUAGCCUAGAAUGUCUGUGAGACAAUUAACAUGGCUACUUUCCAUUGUAAUAGCCUCUCUAACCUUCAAUGUUGUCCUCUCCCACCAGAUGACCAGAAAGACCUACAUAAUCCAGAUGGAUAAACAUGCAAAGCCAGAAACUUAUCCCAAUCUCCUUGAAUGGUACUCUUCGAAAGUCCAAUCAGUAUUGUCUGAAUCUGAGAGUGGAGCUAAUUCUGAUGAUGAGGAGAGGAUAAUUUACAGCUAUGAGGCUGUUUUUCAUGGCGUUGCUGCCAAGUUGACUGAAGAAGAAGCUGAGAGGCUGGAGGAAGUAGAUGGGGUGGUGGCUGUAUUCCCAGAGACUAAAUAUCAGCUACACACAACAAGAAGCCCCAUGUUUCUUGGUUUAGAACCAGCAGACAGCACAAGUGUGUGGUCUCAAAAAAUUGCUGAUCAUGAUGUUAUAGUGGGAGUACUAGACACAGGUGUUUGGCCAGAGAGUGCAAGCUUCAAUGACACAGGUAUGACUCCAGUGCCUGCUCACUGGAAAGGGGCCUGUGAGACAGGCCGAGCAUUUGAAAAACACCAUUGCAACAGAAAAAUUAUCGGUGCAAGAGCAUUUUACAAAGGAUAUGAAGCUGCUACUGGAAAAAUCAAUGAGCAAACCGAGUACCGGUCACCAAGAGAUCAAGAUGGUCAUGGGACUCACACAGCAGCUACGGUCGCUGGUUUUGCAGUACGUGGAGCUAACCUAUUGGGAUAUGCUUAUGGAACAGCAAGAGGAAUGGCCCCUGGUGCAAGAAUUGCAGCUUACAAGGUUUGCUGGGCUGGUGGGUGUUUUAGCUCGGAUAUUCUGUCGGCAGUUGAUAGAGCAGUAGCUGAUGGAGUGAAUGUUCUCUCUAUAUCUUUGGGUGGUGGAGUUUCAUCCUAUUAUCGGGACAGUCUGUCUAUAGCAGCUUUUGGGGCGAUGGAGAUGGGCAUUUUUGUUUCAUGCUCAGCAGGGAAUGGAGGACCUGAUCCUGCUAGUCUCACAAAUGUGUCUCCAUGGAUCACCACAGUAGGAGCUAGCACCAUGGACAGAGAUUUUCCAGCAACUGUUCAUCUUGGAACUGGGAGAACUCUAACCGGAGUUUCGCUCUACAAAGGACGGAGGACUCUUUCAGCAACCAAACAAUAUCCUGUGGUUUAUAUGGGUGGUAACUCCUCCAGCCCUGAUCCAAGUUCUCUGUGCUUGGAAGGAACUUUGAACCCACACGUUGUUGCUGGAAAGAUUGUAAUAUGUGAUCGCGGCAUUAGUCCAAGAGUACAAAAGGGUCAGGUGGCAAAAGAAGCAGGAGCAGUAGGAAUGAUUUUAACAAAUACCGCAGCAAAUGGAGAAGAGCUUGUUGCGGAUUGUCACCUAAUUCCAGCAGUUGCUGUAGGUGAGCAAGAAGGAAAAUUGAUAAAACGUUAUGCUUCAACUCGAGGAAAUGCCACUGCAAGUCUAGCUUUUCUUGGUACAAAGAUAGGAAUCAGGCCAUCUCCAGUGGUGGCCGCAUUUUCAUCUAGAGGACCAAACUUCUUGAGUCUUGAGAUUCUGAAGCCAGAUGUUGUUGCACCAGGUGUGAACAUUAUUGCUGCUUGGACUGGCGAUACAGCUCCGUCAAGCUUGCCAACGGAUCAUCGGAGGGUAAGCUUUAACAUACUGUCUGGAACUUCCAUGUCAUGCCCCCAUGUUAGUGGAGUAGCAGCAUUGCUUAAAGCUAGGCACCCAGAGUGGAGUCCAGCAGCAAUAAAAUCUGCUCUGAUGACCACAGCUUAUAUUCAUGAUAACACCCAAAAUCCACUGCAAGACGCCUCUACAAAUACUUCUUCAAGCCCAUAUGACCACGGCGCAGGCCACAUAAAUCCACUGAAAGCUCUAGACCCGGGAUUGAUUUACGACAUUGAAGCACAAGACUACUUUGAUUUCCUGUGCACCCAACGGUUAUCCCCAUUACAGCUAAGAGUUUUCGGCAAGUACGCAAACAGAACCUGCAAAAAAUCUUUUACAAGUCCAGGAGACUUGAAUUAUCCAGCUAUAUCUGCAGUGUUCACAGAAAGCAAAACCAUUUCAAGCUUAACUCUUCGAAGAACAGUUACCAACGUUGGACCUCCGACUUCAACAUACCACCCAGUAGUGUCUAAAUUCAAAGGUGCCACUGUUGUUGUUGAGCCUAAAACCCUGAAAUUCACAGCCAAAAACCAGAAACUAUCUUACAAGAUUACCUUCAACACGAAAUCUAGGCAAGUAAUGCCGGAGUUCGGAGCACUUAUAUGGAAAGAUGAAGUUCACAAAGUAAGAAGUCCGAUUGUUCUCACAUGGCUGGCACCGAUAUAAAACGCGACAACCUCCGUAUCGUAGAAUAAUCAAAUUGUUUUUGAAGAGCCGAGGCAGCUCAAGUCAACAAUUGUUUUUCAUUAAAUUGCAAUGUAGUUGUUUUUUUCAAUCUUGCAGUAAUAUAUUUUGAGCAUUCUUGCAGUAAUAUCAAAUCCAUGGUGCAUUUUUAA
Molecule: messenger RNA, 2735 nt
Organism: Mercurialis annua (annual mercury)
Lineage: Eukaryota; Viridiplantae; Streptophyta; Magnoliopsida; Malpighiales; Euphorbiaceae
Product: subtilisin-like protease SBT1.3
Exons: 1
Coding region: 238-2565 (775 amino acids)
Biological process (GO): proteolysis
Molecular function (GO): serine-type endopeptidase activity
Source: RefSeq, a predicted model, not a curated record